AUGGAACAUGAAGCAGACUCCUGGGCAGUAGGGAAUGAUGGUAAUCAACAAAAUAAUAAUGGUGAUCAUUCUGAUAACUUAGAUGGUAUUUGGACGGAAAUGGCAUUUUCCUUGGAAAGCUCAAAGGAAACUCCUGUGGAAGCUUUGGCUGAUGAAAACACAGGAAAAAGAGAUGGAGAAAACUGUGAGCAUUCUUUCAUCCUAACAGAUGAUACUGGCCUUGUGUGUCGAAUCUGUGGACUAAUUCAGAAAAGCAUUGAGACCAUUAUCGAUUAUCCGUUUGCAAAGGAACCAAAGAGACAGAGAACCUAUCCCAGGCAGGGAGCAAGGGGUUCAGGGAAUGCUGAUGAAAACCUUCCUGAGCCUAUCCACUCAUAUCAGGAGCUUCCAGUGGUUGAAAUUUAUGUUCAUCCAAGGCACAGAGCGAUUAUGAAACCCCACCAAGUCGAGGGGUUCAAUUUUCUUGCUAGAAAUUUGGUGGCAGAGAAUCCAGGGGGGUGUAUCAUGGCUCAUGCUCCUGGAUCGGGGAAGACUUUUAUGAUCAUAAGUUUUCUGCAGAGUUUCAUGGCUAAAUAUCCUGAAGCAAGGCCUUUGGUAGUGCUGCCAAGAGGGAUACUGGGAACCUGGAAGAAAGAAUUCCAGAAUUGGCAGAUUGAGGAGGAUUUUCCUCUGUAUGAUUUUUAUUCUGUCAGAGCUGAUAACAGAUCACAACAGCUGGGGGUUUUAAGGCAAUGGGCUGAGAAGAGGAGCAUUAUGUUUCUGGGGUACAAACAAUUCUCAUCAAUCGUGUGCGAUUUAUGCAGUAACAAGGCUUCGGCUGCCUGUCAAGAGAUUCUGCUGAAGUGCCCCUCGAUUCUGAUUCUGGAUGAGGGCCAUACUUCGAGGAAUCAAGACACAGACAUCAUGAGUGCCCUUGCAAAAGUCAAGACGCCUCGAAAGGUUGUGCUUUCUGGGACGUUGUACCAGAAUCAUGUGAACGAGGUGUUCAACAUUCUCAACCUCGUUCGUCCUCAGUUUCUGAAGCUCGAGAGGUCGAGAGCAAUCAUGAGAAGAAUUCUGAGCACAGCUUCAAUCCCAGCUGGGAGAAGGAACAAUAAGCAGCAAAGUUCAGACAGUUUUUUCUUGGAUAUAGUCGAGAAGACACUGUUAAAUGACAGUGAUUUCAAGAGGAAAGCUUCCCUUGUAUGCGAUUUAAGGGAAAUGACAAAGGAUGUUCUUCAGUACUACAAAGGGGAUUCCCUGGAUGAUCUCCUUGGGCUGAUGGAUUUCACUGUUUUUCUAAAGCUUCAUCCCAAACAGAAAAGGUCAGUUGAUAAACUGAAAAUGGAGGGUUCAAAGUUCAAAAUAAGCUCAGAAGGAAGUGCAAUUUGUGUGCACCAUGGCCUUAAGGAUCUCAGCAGAGUAGAUGAUCAAAGGAUUGAUAACACCCUGGCUGAUUUGGAGAUAAGAGAAGGGGUAAAGGCCAAAUUUUACCUAAACCUUCUAAACCUAUGUGAAGCCAUGGGUGAAAAGCUGCUAGUGUUUAGCCAGUAUUUGCUGCCCAUGAAGUUCCUGGAAAGGCUAACCAUCAAUUCCAAGGGCUAUAGUACUGGCAAGGAAAUCUUUUCGAUCACCGGGGAUUCAGACUCAGCAACACGGGAGUCUUCGAUGGAGCUAUUCAACACUUCCCCGCAAGCUCGUGUCUUCUUUGGCUCAAUCAAAGCUUGUGGGGAAGGCAUAUCGUUGGUUGGUGCUUCGCGGAUUGUGAUAUUGGAUGUUCACUUGAACCCCUCGGUCACUCGCCAGGCUAUCGGGCGAGCAUUCAGGCCCGGGCAGGUGAAGAUGGUAUAUGUUUACAGAUUGGUGGCUUCUGGAUCCCCUGAGGAGGAAGAUCACUCCACUUGCUUUAAGAAGGAGUCCAUCUCAAAGAUGUGGUUUGAGUGGAAUGAAUAUAAUGGGGAUCCUGAUUUCAAUAUGCAGCCUGUGGAUCCACAGAAUUGUGGUGAUAUGCUUCUUGAGACAAAACGCUUAAAUGAAGACAUUGUUGCUCUCUACAGAAGAUAA
This is a messenger RNA of Ipomoea triloba (trilobed morning glory), 2043 nucleotides long. RefSeq names its product protein CHROMATIN REMODELING 35-like. The transcript is spliced from 4 exons. Gene Ontology annotation, biological process: gene silencing by siRNA-directed DNA methylation. The coding region runs from base 1 to 2043 and encodes 680 amino acids. NCBI's taxonomy places the organism in Eukaryota, Viridiplantae, Streptophyta, Magnoliopsida, Solanales, Convolvulaceae. Gene Ontology annotation, molecular function: ATP binding; ATP-dependent chromatin remodeler activity. The record is from RefSeq and is a predicted model, not a curated record.